AUGUUCUCGAGAUCGAUGCAGGCGUUGUUGAUCCGCCGGCCACCGUUUGCCAGCUUCUUCAAGGCGGUAAGUGUGCCGCUCAAAACUACGAAGCCGCCGCUGCGGAUGAAGGCUGCUGGCAUCUUGUGGCGCAAGACAGCACCGCAGUACGGCAGCCGCUUUUCUGCACCGCGGGUGGCGGCGGCGCUGCAGGUCUACCGCAAAGAAGCCCCGUUGAUCAACCGCCAAGUGCGGAUGACUGCAAGGCCUGGACGAAGGUCGGCCGCAGCAGCGUCCCAGCGAAAGCUCGUGCGCCCAACGGAUACGAAACUCAAAGCUAUUCGUGUAAAGCGACGGCAACAGCACAAGAAAAAAGCCGCUACGCCCUUUGCUGCUUUCCGUGCCGAGGUGAUGCGACGCACCAAGCUUCCGUCCACAGAGGCAAGCCGCAAGCGCGUGCUUCGCAUGUGGGUCAUGACAGGUCAGCAGCGCUCGCUCUCUGCGCCGAAGCGUGUUGAGAUGGCUGUGCGAUUGCUGAACAAGAACCGGAAACACACGAAGAGACUUUCCAGGAAGAUGAGCAGGAAGAUCGCCAAGCGCCGGUCGAAGCACGCCGACCACAGGAGCGCAAAGAGGCCGGCAAGGCGCAGCAGCCACAAGUUGGCAACAUCGACGAAGUUCCGCAUAGCGUCCGGGAAGACGAAAAGGGGGCUGAGAGUGAGGCCCUCUCGCAAGGCCACAGCACUAAAGCUGAAAAGCGUGCCCAGCAAACGCGGAGCACGUAGGGUGCCUAAGAAAUUAGCUUCACCCAAAUUGCACCUUGCGAGGAACGCGGCCGCAAAGCCGUCGGCGUCCAAGAAAAAGGCGGCAGGCAGGUCAAAGGUGCCCAAGCUGCGUGCCUCUCGCAAAACUGCUGCCUCGAAGCGGAGGGCUCGGAAGACGUUCAGGGCCACUUCGAGAAGGUCAAAGCUGCAGCGUACUGUCGCCAAGAGGAGAACCAGCGCAGCUCGUCACCGCCGAAACCCCUACCUCCGGUUUUACCGUUACAUGCGCUUGACUGGGCUGAUUCCAAAUCAUCCCAAGAUCCUGGGUUCUCGCCAGAUCAAGGCGCUGUGGGCAGAGACGCACGCCCUCAAGGGUCUGAAUCGCCGCAUAGCGCGCGCAACGGAACUUCUGGAGAAGCGGACGGGGCUGAAGUCGAUGGUUAGUCCACCUUCUGUGAGGAGGCCAGCUCGCAAGGACCAGAGCUCCAGGCGCCGCGUGUCGCUCCCCUCACCAGCGCCGGCGGCACGCAAGGAUUUGAAUCUCCUGACGCUCAAACAGAGUGAUAUCAAGGUGCCUCGGUAUUAUAGACGCAACCCCUUUGGCGCCACCUACGCGGCGCUGCUUCCUGUGCUGCGCGACAUUCCCAGCUCGACCCGGAUGUCGAAGGUCGCUAAGGCCUGGACGCACACCUCCAUGAAGGACGACAAGCGCAGCGCAAAGGCGCGUAUUGCUGCGGUGGCAGAGGCAAUGAGGAGCUGA
Molecule: messenger RNA, 1503 nt
Organism: Leishmania braziliensis MHOM/BR/75/M2904
Lineage: Eukaryota; Euglenozoa; Kinetoplastea; Trypanosomatida; Trypanosomatidae
Product: mkiaa0324 protein-like protein
Exons: 1
Coding region: 1-1503 (500 amino acids)
Source: RefSeq, a predicted model, not a curated record